Molecule: messenger RNA, 310 nt
Organism: Raphanus sativus (radish)
Lineage: Eukaryota; Viridiplantae; Streptophyta; Magnoliopsida; Brassicales; Brassicaceae
Product: putative defensin-like protein 66
Exons: 2
Coding region: 51-308 (85 amino acids)
Source: RefSeq, a predicted model, not a curated record
AAUAUAUAAUUUUGGUUUCAAGAAACCGAGUAUUAGAAAGAGUAGUUUACAUGGGUUCCUUCAAAUUGAUAGUUACUUUUACUCUUGUUGUUAUGGCGGCCAUUUCAUGUGAUCUUUUCAAUGUUGAAACGGGGAUUUUUGUGCAAGCUGCGGCUCCGAAAUGUGGACCAGAUUGUAGUGAAAAAUUCUCAAAUCCAGACUGCCAUAAAUAUUGUGUAAAUUUGUCUUAUAAAAACGGUGUUUGCGUUCUAAACGAAGGACUUAUUUCUAAAAAGCCUACGUAUUGGUGUUGUUGUUUAAAUUUUUAAAU